Messenger RNA from Odocoileus virginianus texanus, 1541 nucleotides. Lineage: Eukaryota; Metazoa; Chordata; Mammalia; Artiodactyla; Cervidae. The record is from RefSeq and is a predicted model, not a curated record.
UAGAAGACAGUCGGGGGAUCCAGAGGGUUCGGGGGUGAAAGGAGUCAGACUCAGGAUCACAGGUCCAAGGGUGCUGGAGUGAAGGGGCGCUCCGGAAGAGAAAUUUGAAGGGAAUCUAGAAUAGGGGGAUCCGAGGAGACUGAAAAUGGGUAUGUCUGAGGAGGCUUAGAUUGGGGGCACAAGGGUGCUCAGAAUGGAGCGUCUGAAAGGCUUGAGGAAGGAGGAGGAUCUAUACCUUGAACACAGAGAGCCAGGAUUGCAGUUUUUAGGCAUGCAUGCUGUGCUGUGCUGUGCUUAGUCAGGGCAUGGCAGUUUUUAGAAUAAGGUCUCAAACCAAGGUAUUUAAAGGGACUCUGGUGUGUAGCUUUUGUUAUAUGUGGUGGAGCUCUUGGGAAAGGUGUAGGAUGGAGUCAGAGGCUGUUCUCCGUGGGAGCUUGAGAAAGCAAAUGUGUAGUUUGAUGGACCUUUGAUGGAUGGAGUUUGGGGGAGUAUUCUGGGUGCUCACUGUGUCCGGGCAAGUGUGGGGGAUGUGCACUGAGUGGCUUUUGAGAUACUGAAGACUUAGGUUUUAGAAACCAAGAGAAGUUUCCUUAGAGGUCUGAGCUGAGGCUGUGGCCCAUGGUCUGACCGGGUACCUGGAGUUGCUGUCGAUGGAGGAUCAGGAUGCCAGGGUCCCAGCCCUGGAACCAUUCAGGGUGGAGCAGGCACCACCUGUAAUCUACUACAUCCCUGACUUCAUCUCCAAGGAAGAGGAGGAGUAUUUACUUCGACAGGUCUUCAAUGCCCCAAAGCCAAAGUGGACCCAGCUCUCUGGGAGGAAGUUACAGAACUGGGGUGGGCUUCCCCAUCCCCGGGGGAUGGUUCCUGAGCGACUGCCACCAUGGCUCCAGCGUUACGUGGACAAAGUGUCUGACCUCAGCCUUUUUGGGGGUCUCCCAGCCAACCACGUCCUUGUAAACCAGUAUCUGCCUGGGGAGGGCAUCAUGCCCCACGAGGACGGGCCACUGUACUACCCGACUGUCAGCACUAUCAGUUUGGGCUCUCACACCGUGCUGGACCUCUACGAGCCUCGGCAGCCAGAAGACGAUGACCCGACAGAGCAGCCCCGGCCCCCACCGCGGCCGGCCACCUCGCUGCUGCUUGAACCGCGCAGCCUGCUGGUGCUCCGUGGCACCGCCUACACGCGCCUCCUCCACGGCAUCGCGGCAGCCCGCGUAGACGCGCUCGACACUGGCUCCCUGCCGCCCAACGCCGCCGCCUGCCCCUCGGCGCAGCCGGGAGCCCGCCUGGUGCGCGGCACCCGCGUCUCGUUGACCAUCCGCCGCGUCCCCCGCGUGCUGCGCGCUGGCCUCCUCCUCAGCAAGUGACCCCAGGACCCAGGGCCCGCUCGGAUUCCUGAGCUCGCUCCCGCUCUGGACUGCUACCGCCCUGUGACCUUGGAUCUCUGCGGCAGAGGCGGCUCCUCUCGGGUUUUUUUCCAGUACCUGCGUGGAAACCGCAGGAAAAGGCCCCAUUCCAAAUAAACCAACAACAAAGUCUUA